AUGGUCCAAAACUCUGACAACUGUCUCCGUCGUAAACGAUCGUCAACUGCAAGGCGAUCACAAGUGAACGGUGUAAAAGACAAACAUAACAAUAUGAAAGUUGUUGUGCGAGUAAGGCCUGCGAACGAGAUGGAACUCUACAAGCAAUCUUCCACGGCUGUUCGUGUUAUGGACGAAAGAAUGCUGGUUUUUGAUCCAAAAGAAGAGUCUGUAGAUUAUCUGUCCGGCGAUCGACCACGAAGGCAACCACAGUUCCUGACGCGAAGAGCUAGGGAUUUGAGAUUCAUGUUUGAUCGAGUGUUCGAUUACGAGUCCAGUAACAAAGAUGUCUUCGAACACACAACUAAAACGAUCGUAGAUGGAGUUCUUGGUGGCUAUAACUGUUCUGUGUUCGCCUACGGAGCGACAGGGGCAGGAAAAACUUUCACAAUGUUAGGAGAUCAAUCUAACCCUGGAGUAAUGUUUCUAACGAUGAUGGAAUUGUACGGCAGAAUCAACGCUUCGAAGGACGACAAGAUCUCAGACGUAGCUGUCUCGUAUCUUGAGGUACUGUAUGUAAAUGUAUAAUACGUGUUCAACCAAGCCAGAAGGACCAGUUCUUUAAAGGAGAGUCGAAAGUUGUAUACAGCUUUGAUUUGCAACUUCACUGCCGGUAAUACAAACUUAUAAAUGAGUGUGAGACCCUGGCAAGGGGAAGACGUAAUGAGCUCAGGGAUUCUCCCUUUUCACUGACAAGCAGAGAUGAGGGGCUGUGGUUUUCAGGGAAAUGGCCAGGUAACCCCAAUUAUUUUAUUUACCUGACCCCUGCAAUUUCUCAUGUGCCUGCUUUUUCGUUCAUUUCAUCGCAAUGAGGACCCAGCCAUGAAGGCUACACAGGCAUGGGCAGCAUUUUCACUUUAGAGGUUGUGAGGUGCAUAUCCCCCCCCUCCCCUUUGGCUUCACUCUUGUGUGCUGUCCAACAAUUUUUGAGAUUUAGAGGUUGUUAACACAGGCAGGAAAGACAUAUACAUGUACAGCUGUAUGGUACAUGUAUAGUGUAGGAUCCAACUGUAAGUUUGACUGUUGCCACUGCAGGUUUACAAUGAAACGAUCCGAGACCUCUUAAUGCCUGGCAAGCCUCUGGCUGUGAGAGAAGAUCCACAGAGGGGAGUGUGUGUCAGUGGCCUUACACUUCACAAGGUAAGUGGCCUUAUUUGCAUUACAUUUCAUUCCAAAAAGUGAAUUUCUGAUCAGUGUUGUUAAAAAAUACCUAUUUUCAUUUGCAUGUCUCCUUUAAUGUGAUCAUUAAGGUUGAUAUGCAUGCAGUGAAAAGGCCAAGAUACUAGUCCCUCUGAUAUUUCUCACCAAGGGCCAGCCAUAACUGAAUGUUAUAAGUCUCCAAGAUUUGAUCUUUUACCAAAAUAGUGAAACACAUUUGAUGUCCUGGCAGGCCAGGUGCAACAGGCUAUCAACUUUUUCUUUUAGGGACUUUGGAUGAUUAGAACCUUUGUGCACUGACCAAUCCUUCCAUAGCAGAGCCUUUAAAUUUUGGAACGUGUUGGGGGGCCAACUUUUCAUGACCUCAACCCUCAAUCCUCUUAAUUUGAACAAAGUGAGCACAAAUGGACUGGUUCAGAGCAAACUGGUUGCAAGAACAAGUCAAGUAUAUGUAGUCCUCUCCCCUGUGUUUGAAAAUUCAAUAAAUACUAAAUGUUCCUUGUCUUUUCAAGCCAACUUCUGCUGAAGAACUGCUGGGGAUGCUGGAGUUUGGAAACAACAACCGCACCCAACAUCCCACAGAUGCAAAUGCACAAUCUUCAAGAUCCCAUGCUGUUUUCCAGGUAACAAUAUAAUUCAGUGUUAGGAAUGUCAACACAGUGCUGAUUUAAAAGCUGCUAAUUUGCAACCUAGAAUCAUGAUUGCAAUUUUACUUGGUAAGAAAAAAGUAGAAAAUGACAUUUUUGUACAUUUUUUGAUCAUAUCAUUCCAAGCAAAUGUGUAACACCCUCUGACUUUCACCCUUACACCCUAAGAUAAGUAUCCAUAUUCUCCAUACCCUUCUCUAUACAUUUCCUUUGGUACUAACAGGGAGAAUUUGUUUAAGAAUCAAAGAUUCUUAAGGUGGCAAUCAUAAUAUGAGAAUAUCAUAAUAAUGAGAAUAUUUAAUAGUGUAGUUUGAUCGUCCAGGUGAGUGUAGUCCUGAGAAGGACUGUUGUCGGUAGUGGUGACUGACGUUUCGACAACCUGAGUGGAAGUGACCGCUGAUGAUGACUUCCGCUCAGGUUGUCGAAACAUCAGUAACCACUGCUGACAACAGUCCUUCUCAGGACUACACUCACCCGGACAAUCAAACUACACUAUUACAUGUUACCCCCAGGUUAAAACCAUUCACUAAAUGAGAAUAUUCUCAUUAUCGUAAUAAGUGAUUCGGUAGUAUUACUGUAAGGGGAAAUUAAAUGCUGGUCACUAUUAGGGUUUAAAGGGUAAAACCGUUAAUACUGAAUGAUUAUUUAAAAGUUACAGCUUGCUUCAUGACCCCCAAGUGCAGGCUGCCAAUUUGGUAGCUUUUGCUCAAAAUUUAAUCCCCAAAGUUUUUAUAUUAAGCAGAUAAGUGAUUUAAUAAUUAGUAAUAGAUAUAUAGGAUUUACUUGAACUUGGAAGUAUUCAAACAUAUUCUCACAUUGUAUGUGGAAACAUUUUUUCCUAUAUCAUCGUGUUUAUUAGGUGUUUGUUCGACAAAAGGACCGAACUGCAGGAUUGCAAACAAACUUUACCAUGGGAAAAAUGUCCUUGAUUGACUUGGCAGGGUCAGAGAGAGCAAUAGUGACAUCCAACAGAGGUGAACGAUUCCGAGAGGGGGCCAACAUCAACAAAUCCUUACUGGCUCUUGGCAACUGCAUUAAUGCACUUGCUGAUAAAGAGGUAACUCAAAUUACUGUUGCCAUUAACGAGCAGCUAGGAGUAGGCUCCCUUGUGCUCCAAGUUCAUUUUAUCACAAAUUCGCCUUUCAGUAACCUUCAAUUGUGAAAUGUUUGCCUCAAAAAAAUUUUGGUCAUAGUAUGAAAUGAAGUUUAUCUCAACAAAAUUAGUUCAAAUUGAUCCCUGCUCAUUUUAAGUUGCUUUAUAUUAGGAUUCUGGUACUGUUUGCAUGCAUUUGUUUGUUUGAUAAUUUGAACAAAGAACGAUAAAUCUUUCUUUCUCUACCUUUUUUUUUCAAAUCUGUUGGUCACCACUUAAGGACUCUUGUCAAAAUUUUAGUUGCUGGAUAUAUUUUUAAGUCACCACAGUCACCAAAAUGGUCACAAUUAACUUGGGACACUCCCCUUGGUGAAUUGGCACCACCAAGUGAUCAAAGAAACAUUUUCCUGUGAAUUUCCAUUUUUUUUAUGUCUUUUAUUUUUGGUAAUCACAAGCGUAAGGCAUUUUUUCUUAACAUGAAAGGAAUACACAGUUAGCACAGGAUCAAUACAGAAUCACAAGAUAAAAAUUACACCUGAUGAAAUGACACCAAAAGCACUAUGAAUAGUUCUGUAUAUUAAGCCCAAUUGAAGCAAAAUGUUUGAGCAUGUAUUUUGAAGAGGUGAUGAAUCAAUAUUCCUAACUUUUGAUCUUGCAUCUUGUAUUUUGAAUCUGUUGUAAGAUAAAAAAUGAGAGAGAUUCAUGAACAAUCAACCAUCAAUCACUAGAUAUUAUGUGAAGUACAACCAGUACAUUCCUGGGAGUAAAAAUUAAUGUUUUUUUUUAAAAGAGGAAUUAUUAAAACAUUUUUCCCUUAAUCAUCAGCUAAUAAUCAAACUCUGUCUAACACUUGUGCUCAUCUCCCCAAAUGAACUUGGCCCUAACUCCUUCCCUAUUAACCUUUGAACUUGUUUGUGAUUCUGUAGAACAAAUCUGGGCACAUUCCAUACAGAGACAGCAAACUGACAAGACUUCUAAAAGAUUCUCUUGGAGGAAACUGCAGAACUGUUAUGAUAGCAGCAGUCAGGUAGACUUGCAGGUUCUUGGUCAGUGGAGGAACAAGUGAAAAACCCUGGCUGUCUUAGAAACAACUGAUUUUCUUUCCCUCAAUACUACCAUAUUUCACUGACUUAAACCCUUUAAUAAUUACCAUUACUGAUAAAUUAUUUGUUAAUAAUGAAUGAUAUAAAAUAUUUUAAUAAUAUUUAAUUCAAAUAAAAUGUUGUAUUGAAAUAAUGUUAUACAAAUAAAUAAUAAAAUAUUAAUAAAUAACAAAAUGAUAACAUUCAUUUGGGGUUAACAUUUUUAUCACUUUUUACAGCCCAUCAGGCCUCAGCUAUGAAGAUACAUAUAACACCUUAAAGUAUGCAGACCGUGCAAUGAACAUAACAUGUAAGGUCGUGAAAAAUGAAGUGUCAGUGGACAUGCAUGUGAGUCGGUAUGCAAAGAUUGUGGAGGAGUUACGACUUGAGGUAAUGCAUUGGUCUCAUUUAACCCUUUAACUCCCAUGAAUGACCAAGAAAGAAUUUCUCCUUACAGUAUCAACACAAUAUCAACCAGAUAAGUGAUGAGAAUAAAGAAAAAUAUCAAUUUGGGGAUAACAAGUUGAUCCAGUACUAAAUUCUCUGAACUAACAUUAUAAGAAUUGUAUGGUUGACAGUAAGAAGAAUUACAAAUUUGAUCUGGGAGUUAAAGGGUUAAAUGCUUGUUAAAAUUGGUUGAACUUUCUCUACUUGUUGCGUUGUUGGAAAUGAAUUGAGAUAAUGUGGUGUGGAAUCCUUGUUUGCCCAGAGCUUGAAAUUAGUUAUACCAUAUUUUUCAGAUCUCUGAGCUUAAAAAGAAGCUUUUUAGUCCUGAAUCAGGACCAGUUUUACCAAUUAAACCUGCAGACUCUACUAAACAGAGGGAAGAAGUGCAAAGGUAAUGAAUUAAUAUCAUUAAAAAAACCUUUUAAUUAGUAGUUGAUAUUAUUUAUUAGUAAUUUACUGCUAACAAAUUAUAGUAUCUCUAAGAGGUUAUACUUUUUUUUAACCCUCUAACUCACAUGAGUGACCAAGACAGAAUUUCUCCUUACAAUAUCAAUACAAUGUCAACCAGAUAAUUGACAAGAAUAAAGAAAAAUAUCAAUUUGGGGACAAUAAGUUGAUUUGAUACUAAAUUCUCUGAACUAACUUUAUAAGAAUUGUAUGAUUGACAGUAAGGAGAAAUACAAAUUUGAUCUGAGAGUUGAAGGGGUUAAAUUAUUUGGCAGAUUAUGCUCAAGCUUAAAGAGUGUCAUGAAAGAGAGAAUGGCAGUACGAAGAAACAUAAUAGACAUUGAGGCAGCUGACAGGGACCUUCAAAUCAGACUGUACAGAAAGGUUUGAAUUUUGUUGAUAUUUAUCAAUAUUGAUAAAAUAAAUAUUUCAACAAAACUUUCUUAUCAUUUGUAUUUAAUUUACUAACCUUAUCUGUCACAAUAAUUCAAUCAAGGUUAUAUUGUACUAUUUCAAGUUAAGAAUUGAACUGUCAAAAUUUAGUUUAAAGACUGAGAUAAAUUGAAUCGAUUUGAACAAUGUACCUAUAUUAAACUAAUUAAUUUGCUUCAAUUCUGCUUCUGCUGAAAAUUUUGACAUCAGACAAGGGUGCAACAGAAUUUCAAGUCAGUCAAGGAUUACCAUGCAUUUUGUAGCCAAUCACCACUCACAAAAAUUAAAUUUAAAAACCUUGAACAUUAAACAUGUAUGUUUCUUGAGAGGUCCACAACAUGACAUAUGAUUUAUAUAUUAAUGAAAAGAGCAGUUACCAAAUAUUUUUCAUUCCGCAUAACUUCAUCUUGUACUUAUUUAGUAGAUCAAUCAAGUUGCCAUUAACAAUGUUUCUCAGCUAUUUUUCAGCUAUUCUUACUACUCAUGUUUUACACAUUUGAUCUAUUCUAGGAACGUUCCUUAAAAAGAAUGCAGUUUGUGUGUGUUGAAGGGCAGAAGCUCAAUGAGGUAUCAAACACUUAAAGCGCACCAAAACUGCUCAUUAAACAUGCUUGUUGCCAACAGAUCUCUAAUGUAAAACUUUGAUUUAGCUAUGGUAAUCAAUCAUCUUCAAGAAUUGAUUCACCGGUAUCUUACUUUAGACUUUACUUCCAUCUUUAUGAAAACAGUUUUGCUUUCAACCAACUAAUGCAGUCCAAAUUUUCCACAAUUAACAAUUUUAUUGUGCCUUGUGAAUUACAUCUAUAUCAACUUUCUGUUAGAUGUACGUGACACCUUGGAAAAAUGCUGGUGCAGUGUUUUCAAGCUUUUGAAACUCCUGCAACAAUCCAAAAUCACAGGCAAUGAGUUGUAUGCAUUACUUGUUUACUAAUUAAAAAUUGGGUAACAACAUUUUGGAAUCAGGAUAAAUUUGAAAUUUAAAUUGUGUUCCAUGCGUUUAUCGCAUUCAGUGAUAAAACAUUAAAGUUGUGCUGGGUGAUCAAUGCUAAACAUUUAAUAUUUGAUAACCUCUCUUUCAUUCCCACUUCACAGGCCUUGUCUAAAGUCGAAACAUGUAUAUCUUCCACUAAAUCCAAGCAAAAAUACCUCGCCUGCAAAAAAUCUGAAUUUGAGGAACAAAUAGCAAAAAACACUAAGUGGUUGGACAGAAUUAAAUCAGAGAUGACACAUCUUGACUCUGACAUGGGUGCAAAAACUCAACUUGAUCAAUGCCAGUCAGAAGCUCAGUCAAAGCUAGAUGAUAUGGAGCUGAGAAGAAACUGUCAGCUUUACAAGAGACACAUUCAUGCUUUAGAAAAAGAUGCUCAGAGUACAGAAAGGUGAGCAUGCCUACACUAGAGAGUAUUGAUAAUGUAAAUCACUAUAAUUAUAAUAUAUUACUGACGGUGACUUUCACUCGGAAAACUGUUGUAAGAAAACUAAUCUCUAACCACUAUUGACAGAUCCUUUACCAACACAAAAUGAUAACUAAAAAUGUAGCAUUUCCUUACCACCUAAUACAUGUAAUUCCUGUAAAUUAAAAGCCAAGGCAUUGUCUUAAAGGGUAGAAACAAGUCAGUAAAAUAAUCACAACAGAAAAAAACAUUUUCCUUGCAAAUCUUCAAAUCCUGAUGAUCGAAUUCCACAUCUAUGUGUAUAGUAUUCCGCACAUUUCAAAUAAAAGUUUGAGUUUUGAUUUUGUAAACAGGUGACACAAUCACUUUUCAGUAAACUAUAUAAAAUAAGUGGCCUUGAAUUUUCUUGUAGUUAGACCAGUCAUUAGUUUAUUACUACAACUGAUGGCAGUGAUUUCCUGUACAGUGACCUUACAUACAGACAUACCUCUCAAAUUUGUUUUGUUUCCAGACUGGUUGAAAAGUUACUAGGAAUGGUACAGAAGCAGUUUUUUGCUCUAAAAGGUGUUGGUCUCACAACCCAGGAGCUGACAGAUGAAUACAACACUAUUAUUGAAACAGUUGAAAAGGGCCGUGAGGUGACAUGGGCUGAUCAAAGCACAUUGAAUGAUAGUAACUGCUUUGAUAAAACAUCAUCUAAUGUAAGCUUUCUGCUGCCAACUGCUGGUGAGUAGGGAACACAAAGAAAGUGUCUAUUAGAUAAAAUUAAUUUAGGAUAUGGUAAAAAAUAUAUUGUAGUGCUACUUGUACAUUAAGUAGCAAGAAAUGUUAUCUAUUAGCAUCGGAUACAAAAGCAUUACUCUCCAGUUUAGAGAAACCUGGCAUACAUUUAAAAGUUUUUAGCUCAGUGAGGUACUUUCCCUGACUUACCUGUACCAAUAUUUUCUUACUAUCUUUGGCAAAGGUUUAAUCUAGAGGUCUCAAAAGUCAAUGGCUAUUAAAAUAACUUACAGUAUUUUUGAUAAACUAUGUAAACUGCCAAGUUCAAACCACAAUCUGCAAAUGACAAAAACAAGUGACAUCUUUCUUAUAACAAUUAUUUCUGUCACAAAAGGAACACCAUUGUCAAGAACACCUAUCAGAAAACGUCAGUUCAACACACCAGUCAGUAAUGUUCAUAGUGACAUGACACCUUGCAGAAGCACUUCUAAACAUCAAAAGAUCAUCACAACCAGUUCUCAACCACCAUUAGAGAAUUCUGAUACUUGCAUUUCUUUGAUGAAAGAGUAUGAGGCAACACAGUCACUAGGAAAAUCAACAAACUCAGUUGGAGGAGGGUUUGAGAGACCCAAGAUGGCUACACCAGGUGUAACCAGUAGCAUUCCAAAGGAUCAAAAACUGGCAACACCUUCACGAGUUCCAUCAGCUUCACCAUUCCUACCUUUAAACAAUAACAACUGUUUAAAGUCACCAGCAAUGUUUUACACCAAGAACAAUGCAAAUGAGCAAUCAACAUCUGCCCCAAGAAAGGCAACUCCCCAUCCCAAAGUUCGUUGGAGUGAAAGUCCUGUCGAAACAAAGUCCUCCUCACCAACAUGUAAUACUGCACAUAACAACUUAGGUAAUAGCACACCUGUAAGAGUCUCUAGAGACUUAAAUCUGUCAGGAAUACAAGCUCUAGAUGAAACUCCAGCAGAUAAAAAUCAACAAAUGGAUGCAAGACAGGUAAUAAGCAUAUAUAUAUUUACUGCACUUUUAAAAUGCCAUGCAAAUUACAGAUAUGAAAAUAACAUUAUGUACUGUAGUCAGUCAUGUUGUGGACCUCUGAAAAAGAUGCUGCUCUUGAGUUGUGAUCCACACAUUUUCAUUUUGUUUUGGUUUCUGCUCUUAAUUUUCUGUUAUGACAUUGACUUAUGAGCAGAAGUCAUCAUCAGAGUCAAGGAGAGUCAAGAGUCAUCAGAGUCACUUGACUCUGACGAUGACUUCCGCUCAGGUUGUCGAAACGUCAGUCACCACUACCGACAACAGUUCUUCUCAGGACUACACUCACCCAAAUGAUUAAACUACACUAUUACAUGUUACCCCCAGGUUCAAACCAUUUACUGUAUAAAAUGUAUUUACUUCCUUUUCCUGGCCACAAUAACUUUCUUACUUUCUUGGUUUAGAGGAGAACUGAGACUUGAGAGUUGUCUUACAGAGACAAUGCUCUUUAAUUCAAAAUUUUCUUUAUGUCAUUAUUGUUUUCUUACAGAUUACACCACUUCCAUCAAGAAGCAAUACAACACCUCUCAAAGAACUGUCAAUAAAUACAGUAAACAAUCUGAAAGAUCAGUUGCCAUCUGUGCUGAGUCAAAGUGAUCUUUUGAAAAAAGGUAAAGGUUUAUCAAGGCUGUAUUUUAGAGCUACCAUUGAAUCUGUCACAGGCACUGAGUCCUACAUACCAUAUCAGAACUUUUCAAACUCUUGUCUUGGAUGAAAACAGAAUAGCUUUUAAUUACUGGCCUAGUAAGUUACAUAAACCUUCGAGAAAUGAGUCUCAGGUCCUCAAUGUGUGGUAUCUAAUUUCUUACACAGAAAAAUCAAACAGCAGCCAGGAAGUGAAAGACAUGCUGCCAAAGAGGUCAGUUGAAAAACACCAUGCUUUGUAUCAGUAUGGUCCUUCCAACAAUAUUAUGAAUUUUGCAUUGAAAGCAAAUUUCUUGUGGUUGAAAUACUCGACUCUAGAGUGGAGGAAAAAUUGGGAUCCCUUAUAUCCAACAUCUCUUGAUUUCACUAUUCUUCAUAGCAUAUGCAAAAAAGUAUUCAUAUUCAUUUUCAACAUGUACAACUGAGAGGGUUGCAAGAACAGUGACUGCAGGAUAACCUCUGUCUUCUCUAUUAACACCUUAACAUCAGUAUGUACUUUCUCAAUACUGCACUCUAUACAUUUCCUAAGGUGCUGACAAGGAGAAGUUCUAAAACAAUCAAGAGCUUCUUUAGUAUGUGAUCACUUCCUUUAUUCCCUUAACCUUAAUGAGGGAUUCAGUGGUGGUAUUGUAAGGAGAAAUUAGAUGCUAGUCACCCCAAGGGAGUCAAAAGGUUCACUAUUAGUCCCAACUAUUGAAAAACACUUUUUUUCAGAGUUUUCAGUUCCACAAAAGAGAAUGUCCAAGCACUCAGAGGACCAUCAAGAUCAUCUAGCGCUUUGCAGCUGGACAAGGUUACAUUCUAAGAAAGUCAAGAAACACUUCAAUGGACUGAGAAGGGCAAUGAGCAGCACCUCAAUUGGAACAAGCAGAAACUUUGCACCACGUACAUCGUAAGUGAUUCAUAGGACUGGUACAGUCUAUGUAGCUCAUGACAAGUAUUUCAGGGACUAAGGCUUUCCAUUUUUUAAAAGCCCCAAAUCACUUUGAAAUAUUUUGUUCCACUAACCAAUUGGAAUACUUUGAAUGGCAAAGAAGUUCUAUUCAUAAACUUUUCGCCUCACAGCAGUUUACAAAAAAAUGGAAAGCUCCAAAAAAGGUGUCUUUGCUUAAAACAAAUUCAUACUGGUGAACAAUCACUAGUUCAUUGAUAAAGGUGCUAUGAAAAAAUUACAGGUCAAAUAUCUUGCUUCUCCAGCAAGACUUCAGAGUUGUUAGUAUAAGAUUAGUUAACCCUUUAACUCCCAAAAGUGAUCAACAUGCAACUUCUCCCUGAAAUAUCUGUACACUUUUCAGCAAACACGUGAUGAGAAUGUUCAAACUUAUCUGGUAGAAUUUGUUGUAAUGAUUUUACACCAAAUUCUCAUUACUAAUCUACAAGGGAAUGUGUAGCAGCUGGAGGGGAGAAUUAAUAGUCAGAUCUUGGGAGUUAAAGACCGGGUUAAUUCAUAAUUUUGUUUUGCAACUAUUUUUCUAGAGCCAUUUACCAGAACUUACCAAAAACAAAGAUUUGAUUAAAAUGUUAGAGGGCAUGUUGAAACAGGUGUGUGACACAAUAAAACCUGGUAUUCUUUCCAAAGUCAUGAAAUGCUAUCUCCUAGUGAUCAGCAGCUAGUUGUUAAAGGGAAGACUAGGCCAGCAUAUUCAAGGCUGACCAUAAAUUAUCCUGUUUGGUUUUUGGAAAAGAAGCAUUACUAUCACAUUCAACUCUCCUUGUCAUUAACCAUUAGGCCCAGUUGUUGAAAAGGGCAGAUAAAUCGCUAUCCAGUGGUUAAGUGUUAACCAGAAUGUACUGCCCUGUACACUAAAUAGGGAUUUAUCCAGUGGAAAGCAUUAUCCACCCUUGAAACAACCUGUGCCAGGAGUAUAAAUUAUGUGGCAUCUCUUUUAUGUGACAGAAAACUGAAAAAAAAAAUGCAUGUUGAGUGAGCAUGCAAUUGACUACAAUUCUGCAACUAAUCUGAUUGUUUUGAGAUGACACUAAUACAUUAACUACAAAUGUAUUGGGCCCAUUGAACUGGGCCUUUCAUGGAAAGGUUUUAAAGUUUAGUAGGUAGGAAUUCCAAACAGCUGUCACAACAUGUAUCCGAAGCUUUGAAACUCUUACAGUAUUUAUUUAGCUUACAGUGCGAAGCAACAUGAAACACAAUAAGGACAAAGAUAUAUUAUUAGAAAAUUAUCCACUUGAUAAUUAUAACAUUUGCAGCUCAGUUUAAAAACAAUCCAUCAAGUAUUCAAACUAAAUUGUAUGAACUGUAGUUGCAUGUUUUUAGCCCAAACAUGUCUAUGAUUAUCCAUUGAUUUCACCCUUCAGGCCAAAAAAAGGGAGUUCAAGAUCUUUCACAGAGAGACCAAGAUGGCAGUAAAAUUAAUUCAGCACAACAAAAAUAGUACUUAUCAGCAAUGACGAUGAUCAUUCUUGACUAUAAUUUGGAUGUAUGUAUAUAACCUUGGUUUUACAAAUGCAGCUGUAAUUUAAA
This is a messenger RNA of Pocillopora meandrina, 11624 nucleotides long. The record is from the annotation of a GenBank genome assembly. NCBI's taxonomy places the organism in Eukaryota, Metazoa, Cnidaria, Anthozoa, Scleractinia, Pocilloporidae.